AUGGCCCAGAUGGCUCCCUCGGGCCCUCCGACCCCUCCAAUAGGCCCCUCCGUGAUCUUCAUCGCUCGUUCCAGCAAGUGUCACCGCGAUGCAGAUGUCCAUGGGCAAAGGAUGUGGCUUCGAGGCACUAUGUCCCACGUCGCAAAUGCCUUCCGAGCUUCUUUCGGCUCUCUGGGGGACCGUCAAUUCUUCUACUGCCCUAUCGUCGGGCGCGCUAACAACCCGAUGGAUCACGAGCAUGAGGCUAUCCGAUACCUGACAAGCUUGAUGCAAAGCGCACGGGAAGUAGGACAUCCGGUCUAUCUUGUCAUUAGCGGCUGGGCUGGCUUUACGACAGAUGAGUCAACCUUCAUCGACCUUCUGAAAGAUUUCGAAGACCUCCAUAUCACUAUUCUGAUCUACGCUCAGGCGCCUGGAAGCAAUCCACCCAAGAAGAGCUUCUCGGUACUGAAUCUCCACAAAAUUCGUCAUAUCCUUCAAGACACGCUCAAUCUCGAAGAUAACCCUUGGACGGAUCCCUCCGUCAAGUUCGUUGGGCUACUCCGACGGCGGCAAAUCGAGAAAGCCUUCAAGGAGGAGGCCCUGCAGGUGGCCAUGUGGAUGAACAACUGCCCACGUGAGGACGCAAUGAGAAAAUGCAGGAAGGAUAUCGUAGCUGUAUUAAGUGAAAGAAAGGAGGAGUAUGAGGAAUUACUCAAUGGGCCCAGGAAUCAGCACAACUGA
Messenger RNA from Penicillium brevicompactum, 723 nucleotides. RefSeq lists its product as uncharacterized. Bases 1 to 723 code for a protein of 240 amino acids. The record is from RefSeq and is a predicted model, not a curated record. Lineage: Eukaryota; Fungi; Ascomycota; Eurotiomycetes; Eurotiales; Aspergillaceae. The transcript has a single exon.